Messenger RNA from Aspergillus welwitschiae, 441 nucleotides. RefSeq lists its product as uncharacterized. The annotation marks the transcript as partial. The transcript has 3 exons. The record is from RefSeq and is a predicted model, not a curated record. NCBI's taxonomy places the organism in Eukaryota, Fungi, Ascomycota, Eurotiomycetes, Eurotiales, Aspergillaceae.
UUCUUUUUUUCCCUCUUUCUUGUCCUUGUCUUCUGUGUUUUGACUUUCUUUGUUCUCUGUACUACACUUUCCUGCUGCAUCUCCCCGCUGUGGUUGUUGAUCCUUCCAUUCACCAUCCCAAACUACUCGUGUAUACCGAACUUCCCCUCCUUUAUCUACUACCCCUCCAACUGUCACCAUGCCUGCCUUCCUCAAGAACAUCAAGAACAAGCUCAAGGCUAUCUUCAAGAAGAAGAAGACUGCCGAGGAGAACCCUGAAGGCGCUGCUGCUCCUGCUGAUAACACUCCUGCCGCCGACAAGCCCGCUGAGCCUCAGUCCGAAGGUGUUUCUGCCGCUCCCCCGACCCUCGAGGUGACGGAGACCCCGGCUGGCGAGGCAAAGCCUGAGACGGAAACCCAUGCGGAAGCCGCUGCUGGUGCAUCUGAGGCCGCUGCUAAGCC